CGUAAGAUCGCUACAAGACCGCAUUCAAGACACGGUAUGGGCACUUCGAGUGGGUUGUUAUGCCUUUUGGACUCACCAACGCCCCGACGACUUUUCAAGCGGCGAUGACCAACGAGUUCCGAGCAAUGUUGGACCGGUUCGUGCUGGUCUACUUGGACGACAUCCUCGUCUAUAGCCGGACCUUGGAGGAACAUCUUGACCAUCUUCGACGAGUGUUGGAGACGCUCCGGCGCGCCAAGUUCAAAGCCAACCGCGACAAGUGCGAGUUCGUACAUCAAGAGUUGAAAUACUUGGGCCACUUCACUCCACAAGGCAUCAGUCCGUUGUCGGACAAGAUUCAAGUCGUCCAAGAUUGGCCGGAGUCACGGAACGUCACGGAUGUCCGAUCAUUCCUUGGCCUCGCCGGCUACUACCAACGCUUCAUCAAAGGCUACUCGAAGAUCGUGGCUCACUUAACCAAGCUUCAAUGCGAGGACCGGCCGUUUGACUUCGGGACGGACGCGCGGGAAUCAUUCUUGGCCCUCAAGGCCGCAUUGCUUUUCGCGGAGGUAUUGCGGAUAUACGACCCACUAUUGCCAACGCGCGUCACCACGGACGCAUCCAGCUAUGGCAUUGGUGCCGUCCUCGAGCAACAUGACGGCGUGGACUGGCACCCGGUCGAAUACUUCAGCAAGAAAGUGUCGGCCGUGCACUCCAUCGAUGAUGCACGCAAGAAGGAACUUCUCGCCUUCGUCCACGCACUCGAGCGGUGGCGGCACUUCCUCCUCGGUCGACGCCAGUUCCGAUGGGCAACGGACAACAAUCCGUUGGUCUUCUACAAGUCUCAAGACACCGUCAACAGCACCAUCGCCCGUUGGAUGGCCUUCAUCGACCAAUUCGACUUCUUUCCCGAUCACAUUCCGGGGAAGUCGAACCGUUUUGCGGAUGCCCUUUCGCGGCGUCCGGACCUCUGCACCGCGGUCUACUCAACCUUCGAGAUCGAGGACGACUUGCGGGACAGCUUCAUCCGCGGCUAUCAAGCCGACCCCGAGUUUCGCGACAAUUCCACGGCGCCCCCGCCACCGGACACUUUGGAGUCAAUCGCACGAUUGGCCAACUACGCGAGCGCUUUUGGUGGCCCGGUCUCCUCGACAACGUCACUCGCUAUUGCGAGUCAUGCGAAGUUUGCCGACGUUGCAAACUUCGCAAUCAUCGUCCGUAUGGCGAACUGCGACCAUUACCGGUCCCCUUGCGGCGAAGGGAAGCGAUUGCCAUGGAUAUCACCGGGCCGUUCCCCAAGCAAGCACAAGACGGGCGUCGAUGGGAUUCUCACGGUGGUUGACCGCCUCACCAAGUUUACCAUGUUCUUGCCUUGUCGCUAUCACGCCAAGGCACCGGAGUUGGCCGAGGUGGUCUACGCCGGUUGGAUUCAAACCAAGGGAUACCCCAAGGAAAUCGUCUGCGACUGCAACACUCGGUUCAUGUCCGAUUUUUGGUUGGCGCUCAUCAAACAAUGGGGCUCAUCCCUCAAGCCAAGUUUGGCUCGCCAUCCCCAAACCGAUGGCCAAACGGAGAGGGCACAUCAGACCGCACAGGUCCUCCUUCGAACUCUCAUCCGUCCCGACCAGAAAGAUUGGGUUGAGCGGCUGCCGGAUGUCGAGUUGGCAUACAACUCGUCCAUCCAUCCGGCUAUCGGGAUGUCUUCCUUUGAGUUCGAGCAUGGCUCGCCGGUCAAUUCUCCGUUGGACACAAUCCUUCCACGGACGGCCGAGAGCGACGACCACCUCCUCUUCAUUCGUCGGAUGCAAGAACUUCUUGUCAAGGCACGUGACCAGAUGGCAAAGACGCAGCAACGUAUGCGCCAACAGGCCAACCGCCAGCGUCUUCCUUGUCCAUUCCGCGCCGGCGACCGCGUAUGGGUUUCUGCUGCGGAAUUCAGCCUCGAACAAGAUAUCUCUCGCAAGCUCCUUCCGAAAUGGAUGGGGCCCUGGCCGAUCGUGGCACCCACUGGGGACGCACCCGAAGGACCUUCGUUCAUCAUUCAGGUGCCCGCCCACUUGCCCGUCAACCCGGUUUUUCACCGUUCCAAGUUGGCCCUCUACACGCCAGCGGAACUUGACGACUUUCCCGGGCGACAAUCGCAAGACCCACCCUCGAUGGACGGUUUCCAAGAGGUUGGCGACAUCAUAUCCCAGCGACGUUACGGCAACAGGCCGACUGAAUUUUUGGUCCACUUCGCAUAUUGCACCCAUAGAGCUGACCGAUGGCUGACUCGUGCGGAACUUCAGGCAACAGCGCCCGAUGCUCUCGCACGCUACGAACAGAAGUUGAAAGGCAAGCCGGCAUCUUCGGCUCCACGAUGCACACGCGUCCAAGCCCUACAACCGGGAGAAGAAAGACGGCUUAUAGCCGAACGUAGAGCCCGUGCUCUAGCAGCAGGACUACAGGAAGCAAACAGAGUAGCAAGAGAACAGGCAACAGCAGCCAGAGCAGCAGCAAUGGCUAACAGCGCAAGCUCUGCUGCGUUAUCGUCUGCGUCCUCGUUAGGGACUAAUGGGACUCAUUUGGGAAUGCCACUAAGUUCCACUAGUUCCAUGGGCACUUCUGGUUCAACAGGUUCUAGACAGUCUUCUAGUCAAAUGGCGGGCUCGCAGUUCAGCCCGUUGACCCCACGUGAGAGGGAGCUCAGGGAGAUCCAACAGGUCGAGAGGCUCCGCCAGAAGUUAGAGGAGGACCUGAAAAAGGCAACCGAUAGAGAAAGAGAGAUAAAAAAUAGAGCAGCCAGGCUUGAUAAUUUAGAGGCUGACAAGGCUGAAUUAGAGGGCUUGGAUGAGUCAGCAUUGACUGACCCACUGAAAGUAUUGAAGAAGAAUAUGUUGUCGCUGCAUGCGCACGUGGACAGCAGAUUAGACUUCAUGCAAAGCACUCUAGACCAGAUCCUGGACGCAUUGACCAGGCCAGGAUUCCGGCCACCAGCACAAUCGCCAUUGCCGUUAUCGGCGAUGUCAGGCCCCUUUCCAGUUCAAGCUGGUACACAACCAAGUGGUACAUCUGCAGCAGUCGCACAGACUGUUGCAUCUUCUUCUUCGGGUCUAGCGGUGGGAGCUACACCACCGCAACAACCUGUUCAACAAUCUGGACAGCCGCAGGGUCAAUGGUAUCCUAAGACCCCAAUGAAACCGCCCCUUGCCUUCUCAGGUGAGGGAAAGGGCGAAGAACUCAACACAUGGUUGAGAACGGUCCCAGUUUGGGUGAAGGCAAAGAGGACCUUGUUGAAGGAUGAAGUGGUAACUGCGGCGUCUUACCUCGAGGGUAAGGCAGCCAAAUGGUUAGAUGGUGUAGUUAUCAAGGCAGGGUAUGGGAGACGCAUGGCGGACUGGGCUAAGUCUCUAACGUUAGACCAGUUCAUGGAAAUGGUAGAAGCUCAAUGGCAUAACCCACAGGAGGCACAAAAGGCCACUGAUGCUAUAAACAAACUGGACCAACGAAAGUUCAAAUCGGUUAGAGAGCUUACGACUACCGUUGAGAGCCUGAUCCUCGUCCCAGGCAUUAACUACAGCAAUCAGUUCCUAUUGACAACAUUUGUCAGAUGUCUCCCAGAGAACAUAAGAAACUUGCUGGCCAGUGAGGCACGCGUCGAGUAUCACUCAUUUGAGACAUUGUAUAGGAAAGCCUUAGAUUUGGAGGCCACGCUAGGCAAUGCUCAACCUACCUCUCAGAAUGACUCGAAAAAGAAGAAGAGUCCCCAGGAGUGGAAGAAGAAGGGGGCGGAGUUGAUGAUGGUUGAGUCCGAUGGGACUCAAACUGAGAUCGACGAACUCUCUGACCUGGUGGACUAUUCAGAGUAUAACGGCGAGGAGGUAGCUGAGGGUAGCACCCUCGCCGCAGUAGUAAAGGCUAAGGCCGGUGGCCGAGGGAAGGGCCAACCAAGGGGUCAAGGGAAGGACGCCUCCAAUCAGACCAAGCAGGCUGAAUGGGUUAAGGCAGGUCUUGAUCAAAACGUGUGGCGUGACCGCCGAACGCGUGGCGCUUGUAUCAACUGCGGAGAGUACGGACACUUGCAGUACAAGUGCCAGAACGCUAAGGAUGGGAAAAAGUUGAGACCGAUUGAGUACAUGAGCAAGAAGAUGCCAUCGAAGAAGUUGGCAAAGUCCACCUAUGAGAGGGAACUCUAUGCUCUGUAUAAAGCACUUGUCCAUUGGAGACACUUCCUUCUAGGAAGGUUCUUCUACUUGAGGAUUGAUCAUCAGACCCUCAAAUGGAUCAAGACGCAACCGACUCUUUCUGACACCCUCAAGCGAUGGAUUGAGGUCAUAGACCAAUAUGACUUCAAGCUUGAGUACCUGAAGGGAGAGUAUAACAAGGUUGUUGAUGCGCUAUCACGUAGAGUAAACUACCUAGGUGCGCUAGUUUCUGACUUUGGCGUAUCUGAAGAAGUAACUCAAUCAUUGGUGGGAGCCUAUCAGGAAGACCCUGUCACGAUGGACAUCAUUCGCAAGCUUCAGGCAAAAGACAAGGCCACAGAAAGCGAGUUUGUGAUGGUGGACGGGUUACUCUAUCUUGAUAAGGCAGGAAUAGAAAGGUUAGUAGUUCCAUCUAGUGAACCCUUGCGUAGUUUAUUUUUAGGUGAAUGUCAUGACGCAACUGGGCACUUUGGCUACAAGAAGACGAGUGCUAACUUAGUACAACGAUUUUGGUGGCCUGGUAUGUUUGAUGACGCAAAGAAGUACGUAGAGACCUGUCAGGUCUGUCAGCGGGAUAAGCCGCGAGCUCAAGCACCGCUUGGGUUGUUGAAGCCUUUGCCUAUUCCUGUUGGUCCGGGACAGAGUGUCUCUACGGAUUUCAUGGACACCCUGGUGACUAGUAAGAGUGGCAAGAGGCAUAUCUUCGUCAUCAUUGACCGAUUCACCAAGUACGCUAGACUAGUGGCUAUGCCAGAGACCGCAAGAACUGACUUCGUCAUCAAGUUGUUCAAAGACAACUGGUAUGAGAAGUUGGAGGUUGUCGAGCAUAUGAAGAAAGCUCAGCAAGCAAUGAUUGCUUCUGAGAAUCAACAUCGCAGACAGUCCACAUUUCAAGUAGGGAAACGAGUUUGGGUCAAGGCUAGUGAGUUAGGACAGGAGUUCGGAAUCUCUCGCAAACUAAUGCCUCAGUAUUUUGGUCCCUGGGAAGUCCUGGAUAUAGUGGGAGAUGAGAUGGAUGGUCCCACGUAUGUCGUUCGUGUCCCUGGACACCUACGCACUCACCCAGUCUUUCAUGCCUCAAAGCUUGCACCUUUCGCUGAGACAGAUCAAUUCCCUUCCAGGAGAUCGAUGCUGCCCCCAACCAUGGAUGGACAAGUGGACAUCGACGACAUUGUGGAUCACAGGGAUAUGCCUAUUCCGAAGCCGUUGGGUCGAGGAAGACCUCCUAAACCCAAGAGAGAGUACCGCGUCAGGUUCAGACAUCAUACGGAUCCGAAAGAAGAUCGAUGGUUUACCAGGGAGGAACUGAUUGAGACAGUUCCUCAGGUGGUGGAAGAAUAUGAGAGGCUACUGAAAGGGAAGGCACCUGCGAAGUAAGCAUCUCAGCGGACUUUCGAAGCUAAGGGGGAUGGAAUGUGAGGAUUGAGCCCUCAAGUAGGGGCCUUGCCAUGAUGUACAUGUUCUAGGCUAAGGCCCCAGCAAGCCUCGUGCCCGCCCUAAGUGAAGGCGGGCCAGCAAAUCAACAAGAGCCCUCUGA
Messenger RNA from Chara braunii, 5700 nucleotides. NCBI's taxonomy places the organism in Eukaryota, Viridiplantae, Streptophyta, Charophyceae, Charales, Characeae. The record is from the annotation of a GenBank genome assembly.